This is a messenger RNA of Ixodes scapularis (black-legged tick), 1959 nucleotides long. Its product is annotated as catalase. Gene Ontology annotation, cellular component: peroxisome; mitochondrion; cytoplasm. NCBI's taxonomy places the organism in Eukaryota, Metazoa, Arthropoda, Arachnida, Ixodida, Ixodidae. The coding region runs from base 448 to 1785 and encodes 445 amino acids. The transcript is spliced from 10 exons. The record is from RefSeq and is a predicted model, not a curated record. Gene Ontology annotation, molecular function: heme binding; catalase activity. Gene Ontology annotation, biological process: hydrogen peroxide catabolic process; response to hydrogen peroxide.
UAUCACAGCUACAAGGAUCAUCUGAUCCGGUGUCCGAUGGUGUUUUUCAUAUUCACCGUAAACAACCGGUAAGCCUUUUUGGGAAUAAAUGUACACCGAAAAAAAAAAUUAAAUUUUAAAAUAUACACCGAAAAAAGUACGCCGAAUUUUGAACAAAUAAAAAUCGAAAACGCCGAACCCUAUGUAAAGCGAAACGAGCGAUGUGCAUACUUUUAUUGUUCUUUUUUUUUUCUUAGUUUCAACCUGAUACACGAAAUCCAAUUUAUACAAAUUUCUAUAGAUGCGGUUUGUUUUAUCAUGCUUACAUCGAGAUUAUGUUUGAACACUUUUUAGAACGCCGAUCUGCUGACCACAUCGACUGGCUGUCCCAUUGGAGACAAGACCAAUGUCCAGACGGUCGGACCUCGUGGCCCAGUGCUCCUCCAGGAUGUCGUCUUCCUCGACGAGAUGGCGCACUUCGACAGGGAGCGCAUUCCAGAGCGCGUGGUGCACGCCAAGGGAGCUGGAGCCUUCGGCUACCUGGAAAUAACCCACGACAUCACCAAGUACUGCAAGGCAGCCAUCUUCAACCAGGUUGGAAAGAAGACUCCGCUCGCCAUCCGCUUCUCCACUGUCGGUGGCGAGAGUGGAUCAGCAGACACGGUUCGUGACCCCAGGGGCUUUGCCAUCAAAUUUUACACAGAGGAAGGCAACUGGGAUCUCGUGGGAAACAACACUCCCAUCUUCUUCAUCCGGGAUCCUUUCUUUUUCCCGAGCUUCAUCCACACUCAGAAGAGGAACCCAGCCACCCACCUUAAGGAUCCAGACAUGUUCUGGGACUUCAUCAGCCUGCGCCCAGAGACGACCCACCAGGUGAUGUUCCUCUUCUCUGACCGAGGCAUCCCUGACGGCUACCGGCACAUGAACGGCUACGGCUCUCACACCUUCAAGCUGGUCAACGACAAGAACGAGGCAGUCUACUGCAAGUUCCAUUUCAAGACCGACCAGAAAAUCAAGAACCUCCCAGUUGACAAGGCUGGCGAACUUUCUGGCACGGACCCAGAUUACAGCAUCCGUGACCUGUACAACUCCAUUGCAAACAAGCAGUACCCUACCUGGAGCAUGUACAUCCAGGUCAUGACCUUUGACCAGGCCAGCAAGUGGAAGUACAACCCCUUUGACCUGACCAAGGUGUGGCCCCACAAGGAGUUCCCACUAAUCCCUGUGGGUCGUCUUGUGCUGGACCGCAACCCCAAGAACUAUUUCCUGGAGGUGGAGCAGAUUGCUUUCUGCCCUGCCAACCUGGUGCCUGGUGUGGAGCCAAGCCCAGACAAGAUGCUUCAGGGUCGUCUGUUCUCGUACAGCGACACGCACAGGCACCGCCUGGGCCCCAACUUCGUCCAGAUCCCUGUGAAUUGCCCUUACAAGGCACGCGUGGCCACCUACCAGAGGGAUGGCUUCAUGACUGUCACCAACAACGAAGAGGGAGCCCCCAACUACUUCCCCAACAGCUUCUCUGGCCCCGUGGACCACCCAAAGUACAAGGAGCACGUCACCCAGGCCUCUGGAGACGUGGACCGCUGGAACAGCGGAGACGAGGAUAACUUCUCGCAGCCUGGAAACUUCUACAAGAUGCUGAAGGAAGACGAGCGUGACAGGCUGACCUCGAACAUCGCCAACCACCUCAAAGACGCCCAGGAGUUUAUCCGGGCACGCGCCGUCAAGAACUUCAGCAAGGCCCAUCCAGACUGCGGUGCUUCCAUCGCCAAGAAGCUGGACAAACUCGGGCAGUCUGCCAAGCUGUGAAGUGCCUUCAACCGCAAGUCGGGCGCCGAUCAAAUGCUUUAUCACGCUAGAUGUUGCAUUACCCUGCUGCUCUGUUCAUGGAACUUGGGACUCCAUAUCUAUUCUUUCUGGGUUACACCUUUCUUUCUGCUCAGUCUUGUUGCUGGUCAAUAAACCUUGUUAUAACGUUGUGUA